CCCCGGCCCCCAGGAGGAGGCGCUGACGCAGCAGCGUGGAGCCCGGGAAUUGAGCGCCCCCGGGGGGUUCCAGCCGCCGGAUUCCAGCCCGGCCGGGGCCUGCGGGCGCCCAGAGCAGCGCGGUCUGCGACGCCCGUCCCGAUUGGGGGGACUCCAUGACACAUACUCGGAGGAAGUCUCUUUCCAUGCUGAGUUCUGGCCCCACUGGCCGCCAGGAGCCCCUGCAAAUGGAAGACAGUAAUGUGGAGCAGGCGGCUGAGGGUGUGGAGCCAGGCAUGCCUGAGAGCCCUGGGCACCUCUCUGGACGCCGCAAGAACUACCCACUGCGUAAGCGCCCAUUGGUGCCUGAGAAACCCAAGGCCUGCAAAGUCCUGCUGACUCGCCUGGAAAAUGUGGCUGGUCCACGAAGUGCAGAUGAGGCUGACGAGCUCCCCCCUGACCUGCCCAAGCCCCCCAGCCCUGCCCCAUCUAGUGAGGACACUGGCCUUCCACAACCCCGCAAGCGGCGACUGGCAUCCCUCAAUGCAGAGGCCCUCAAUAAUCUGCUGCUGGAGCGGGAGGACACCAGUAGUGUGGCAGGUGCCCGCCGCAAUCGAGGGGGAGACCCACACCGGAGCCGGGACCGUGACCGGGCUGCUGGCAGCUGGUCUUCCUCCAAGAAGCGGCCUCGGCUGGGAGAUCUUGGGGAAGGAAGCCGUGACCUAUCCCCAGAGCCAGCACCAGAUGAAAGUGGCCGCCGAGAUGGAGAUCCUGCUCCCAAGAGACUGGCUAGCCUGAAUGCAGCUGCUUUCCUGAAGCUGAGCCAGGAGCGAGAACUGCCCCUUCGGCCUCCUCGUGGCCACGCAGAAGCAGAUGGGCGCUCUGCUGAGCCCCCUGCACCCAAGGUCCUGCGGCCAAAGUGGGCCAAGGUCAAUGGCAAGAACUAUCCAAAAACCCGGCAGGGGGCUGGCUCUGGAGAGGCUACAGGCUGGCAAGGGCAUACUAAUGAGCCAAGGCCAUCAGCCACUCCUCGAGGGCCAUCCGUCCAGCCAUCUUACCAGCCCUUGAGCAAGGCUCUGGAGAAUCCUUUGGGGAUACAUCCCCAUCUGCCUCUCUUGAUGGGUGGGCAGGCAGCCCUGAAGCCAGAACCUGGGCGCCCAGGUGAAGAGUCACCUGCCCCAAAGCAGGAACUACAUCAGCCCUCUUUCCCAGCACCACAGCUGUCUCCGCUGCCAAUGCCCGGCAACCCUGCCGACUACAGCGGUUUGUGUGGAGGGCCUGAGCUCACUGCACUUGGCAGUUUCUACCUGUACUGUGGCCAGGAUGGGCUACAGUGUGGGGGCUACUCCUCCUGUCCCAUGCUCCCUGAGGGCAAGCUGUCUCCAGUGGCUGCCCCUAAGGAGGGGCUCCUCUUAGCCCCAAGCUCCGUGCCCUCCGGCACCCCUUUCCAGCACCCUCCCUGGAGCUCCUCUCGCUACUGCUCCAGUGAGGACACUGGAGUGAAUGGCUAUAGCAUCUGUGGAGUGCUGCCUCUGUCUCUUACCCGCAUUGGCACUACCUGUGGUGGCUGCCCCUACAAAAUGCCUUUUGCAGCAGAAAGCUGCAGGUCCCUGGGCCAGCUGGAAUUUCCUCUCCCAGAAGCUGGCCACCCAGCUUCCCCUGCACACCCGCUCUUGGGAUGCCCUGUGCCCAGCGUGCCACCUGCAGCAGAGCCUGUCCCCUAUCUUCAGACCCCUACUUCGGAGCCCCAGACGGUAGCCCGAGCAUGCCCUCAGAGCGCCAAGCCUCCCAGUGGCUCCAAGUCAGGUCUGCGCACAGGCUCUGGCUGCAGGCACAAUGCCAGAAGCAAGGCUGCCCGCAGGCCGAGCCACCCUAAGCAGCCGCGUGCCCAGCGUCCACGUCCUCGCCGCCGCCGCCGUCGCCGCACCAAUGGCUGGGUGCCUGUUGGAGCUGCCUGUGAGAAGGCCGUCUAUGUCUUGGAUGAGCCAGAACCAGCUAUCCGAAAGAGCUACCAGGCAGUCGAGCGGCACGGAGAGACAAUCCGAGUCCGGGACACUGUUCUCCUCAAAUCAGGGCCAAGAAAGACAUCUACACCUUAUGUGGCCAAGAUUUCUGCCCUCUGGGAGAACCCCGAGUCAGGAGAGCUGAUGAUGAGCCUCCUAUGGUAUUACAGACCUGAGCACUUACAGGGAGGCCGGAGCCCCAGCAUGCAUGAGCCUUUGCAGAAUGAAGUUUUUGCAUCUCGACAUCAGGACCAGAACAGUGUAGCCUGCAUUGAGGAGAAAUGCUACGUGCUGACCUUUGCUGAGUACUGCAGAUUCUGUGCUAUGGCCAAGCGCCGAGGUGAGGGCCUUCCCAGCCGAAAGACAGCACUGGUGCCUCCUUCUGCAGACUACUCCACCCCGCCACACCGCACAGUGCCCGAGGACACGGACCCUGAGCUGGUGUUCCUUUGCCGCCAUGUCUAUGACUUCCGCCAUGGCCGCAUCCUCAAGAACCCCCAGUAGCCUCCUUGCGCCCACACUGGGGCUGCCCAUGAGCAAGUGGGGUUCUGGGCAGGGGGCACUGCUUGAAGCACAGCACUUGGUUGAGGGGCCACAGGGUCUCGGUUGCUGUCCUGUGGUUCUCUUGAGGGGAUGAGGGCAGGGGCCCCUAUGGAGUUUGGGUCCCUGGGAGGGAAGGGUAGGUCAGGGUUUAAGAAAAGGAUCAAGGCCCUCAGGUUGGCCCAGGAUGCCUAUCUGUGAUUCCCUGGGUUGACGCUCCUGAAGAAGCAGUCUUCCCGGAGGCUGGGUCAUACCUGAGGGACGCAGUCUAGGGAGGCACCUGGGCAAGGAGGGAGGAGUGAGGUCCUUCAGGAACCAAGCCCAACAGGCCCUUCCAUAGCCUCCCCUGAGCCCUCCACUGGGGCCAGAGCCAGCUUUACCUCACCCACUGUGACCCGCUGCUUCCCUGUCAGCCUGGGACCAGGCUCUCCCAGAUUCUAGCACAGUUCUGAGCUUGUUCUUUGAGGCAGAGAGCGCCAGGGGCUGGCUUCCAGAGCAUUGAGUUCCUCUUCCUGGCCUUGGGCCAUUUCCCUGGCCUUUUUCCUUUGCCCCUGAAGUAGCCACUGAUGCUGGGACAUGUUGACCUGGCCCUUGACAGUCAAGAUAGGUGGCCCACUUGUGGGAGUCAGCUUCCUGCCUGCCUCCUCUUGAGGGGUGCCCAGAAGGUCUGACUUUCCAGAAAACUAACUGAUCAUUGUGGAGUUUGUCAUGUCUGGGAGAAAGAUGGGUGCUGGGAAAGGGUGGGGGGCAGGGGGCAAGGAAAAUUGCUACCUGAUUUGUUGAAGAUUCUUCCUCUUGCCUUACACUUGGAGGUUCUGGGAAACCUCUUGCAGAACUUCACACAUGACUCUUCAAGCCACACCCACCUGAAAUCAAACCAAAGGAGCGCUGUGGCUCCCCUUGCCCUGCCACCCCUUCCCCUAGUCUUUUGUAGAUUGCACUAAUUUACAUCCCAGCCAGAAUCAACACUGUAGCAGUCCACAGACCUGCUGAGCUGCAGCCUCUCCCUUGAGUAGCUGCAGACCUGCAUUUUCAGUGUGUUCUAUGCCCAGCCAGAGGCCCUGCUCUCAACUCCAGCUGCUCCCCAGGAUAGAUUGAUGAGGCCACUCAGCCCCCUACUGUCCUUUCCUGGACUAGACUGCCCCUAACCCUGGGCUGUCUUUGAGGGGUUGGAAGCCUAGUUAUUUCCUAGUUGUACCAAAGAGGAGCAUAGUGGGGAGAGGAAGUGGGUGCAGUGUGACUUGGACCUGGUGCUGAGAACCUGCUAGCUGAACACUUCCACAGGAAUGAUAGCCAAGGAAGGUAGCACUGGGUCUUCUCCCAUGGAAGGGCAGACAGGCCCAGCAGGUUGCAGAGAUGGCACUGGGUAAGGACAGUCCACAGGAGCCACAGAGAGGUGGAAGUGAAUCCUGAGUGCACCCGUGAACCCUGUCCUGAUUGUAGAAGAUGGCUUGCUCCUGAUUGGUCAUUGGGCUGGGUUGGGUCUGGAGGCCCCAGAGUUGGAUUUCCCACAUCUGAAGGGAAGGGAUCUGGUCUCCUUGUUUUGAAUAAGCUGUUUGGAAGAAGGCAUGAGCCUGGGAAGGCAGGGCAGGAAGAGAUUGGCUGGCUUGCAGUGGGGACCCUGGAGAGCUAGCCUUGGAGCCCCCUCAUUCCCAAGGUGCUGCCAAGGAGUUCGGCCUCCUCUACAGGAGAGGAGACCAAGGCCCGUCCUCCCAGAAGGUAGGGUCUGCUGCCCAGGACUUAAUGCUUUUGAAGUCUCUUAGAUGUGGAAAUAUUUUUUGAAUCUGAAAAUGCAGCUGGUAGAAUUUCAAUGGAAGCAUAAUCCAUGUAAAAUAUAUUUUAGUUGAUAUUUUGUAAAAUGCACUUUUUGUGUGUGUCGAUCCUGGUUUCCCAGAUCUGUAUUUCAGUGUUUACAAGGGAGGGGAACCCUUCCUCACCUCCCUUUUGACAGAGAUUAGAAGUACUUCUUUAAGAAAAUAAUAAAUUUGAGAAAUUGUAUUGAUUUAGAAAAGGA
This is a messenger RNA of Cavia porcellus (domestic guinea pig), 4536 nucleotides long. RefSeq names its product bromo adjacent homology domain containing 1 (gene Bahd1). Gene Ontology annotation, biological process: heterochromatin formation; negative regulation of DNA-templated transcription. The record is from RefSeq and is a predicted model, not a curated record. NCBI's taxonomy places the organism in Eukaryota, Metazoa, Chordata, Mammalia, Rodentia, Caviidae. Gene Ontology annotation, molecular function: transcription cis-regulatory region binding; chromatin binding. The transcript is spliced from 7 exons. Gene Ontology annotation, cellular component: chromatin silencing complex. The coding region runs from base 156 to 2486 and encodes 776 amino acids.